Schizosaccharomyces cryophilus OY26 is the source of this 1104-nucleotide messenger RNA. Its product is annotated as bouquet formation protein Bqt3. Bases 60 to 860 code for a protein of 266 amino acids. The record is from RefSeq and is a predicted model, not a curated record. NCBI's taxonomy places the organism in Eukaryota, Fungi, Ascomycota, Schizosaccharomycetes, Schizosaccharomycetales, Schizosaccharomycetaceae. The transcript is spliced from 2 exons.
AUCCUUGCGACAGCUAUCGAAAUUUAGUUCGUUCAGGUUCACUAUUUCCAAUAGACACCAUGAUGCACUUGCAAACUACCAAUAUUAUCGAGAUGAUAGAAAAAAGUUAUUCGCGUCUUUCUCGAACUCUUCGAGCCAUCGCUUAUGUUUCUGUGCAUACAAUCACGUAUGGAGCGUUAAAUAUGCACUUAAAUCCUCGUUUGCUGGCAUCGACCGGUGUUGUAAACAAAAAUAUUCCUGAUUGGAUGUGCUAUGUAAAUAUUUUGAUGCAUGCGAUUCAGUCGUUUCUGACGUAUUACUUCAACCUUGGUAUCAGCUGGUAUUUAGUUGCAAAGUAUCCCUUGUAUAUUUUAUUGUCCACAUACUAUCUCGUGUCUCUUCGGCAAAUCGCUUGGUCUUUUGCUAUAGAUGCCCUGUCUUUGCUCGCUGCUCGCGCAGGCACCAAUGCUUUGCAUCCUCGACUCUCUCGUGAACGCAUGACGCGUGCCAGCAUUACCACCUUGUUUACAUUUAUGGCCAGUGUCUUGAUUAGUGUGUUUAAUUAUUCUACCCAAAAGCUGUACCUUAACUCGAUUGUCCUUGGUAAUGUUCGUGACGUCGUUACUAGCUUAAUUGCUCCUCCUCUUCCUUUACAGUACAUUGCACAUGUUCCUAUUGGCUAUGUUUUACAAAAGCUAGUCUUUGAGAAGCGAAACAUGCUUCAAUCUCUUAUGCUAAUGGUAUUCUUUUCCAUCUGGAAUUGCGCCGUCCCCUUUACCAUUUUGUUUUGUCCCCAUUGGAUCCCAAUGUGUCAGGUAUUGUUUACUUAUAUUACCCAAGCCGUCAUUGUGAUUCUUGUCUGCUGGGCUAUUUCUCUAUGAGCGGCAAGGGAUUUAGAAGUCGAUGUUAUCUUUUGUCUUCACCUUUCUUCCCUGGUAAGAUUUUCUGUUUCAUAUCAAAGUCAUUCUUAUCCCCCCUUUUACGGUUAUUUGAAAACUUUUCAUGGUGUGUUUGCUGUCUAUGAAUUGUUUAAAAUGCUGUUAUUGAAGCAUUUAUGUUUCUUGGUUUUUCUAAAUGUGUACAGGUGUAUUAUUCUUUAAUGAUUCCAUAUUAAUAUUCAUUGUG